This is a messenger RNA of Periophthalmus magnuspinnatus, 2130 nucleotides long. It is a transcript of the gene noazfp, whose product is annotated as zinc finger protein 330. Gene Ontology annotation, cellular component: nucleus. The coding region runs from base 1061 to 2008 and encodes 315 amino acids. Gene Ontology annotation, molecular function: zinc ion binding. Lineage: Eukaryota; Metazoa; Chordata; Actinopteri; Gobiiformes; Gobiidae. The record is from RefSeq and is a predicted model, not a curated record. The transcript is spliced from 9 exons.
ACCCGAGCAAAUUUUGAAGACGGACGAGCAGCAGCUGGAGAUUUAAGAAGCGUUCAGGUAAAAACAGGCUGUCGAUCAACACGUUACACGUUUUCUAAAAAGUAAUAACACGACAAUGUGCAAUAACGCAUUUAAUCUCAAAAAGUUACAGUAACAACGUUUUUUUUGUUAAAAUUCUUUACCACGUGAACUUGCAAUAGCUGCUAGCUUAGCUAACCAACAUCAGAGUCAUUUGAACUUUAGAUAGUUUCACUAAACAGGUGGGACCACGCAUAGCGCAUCAUUUAAAUGCCACACUAUCUUUUUUAUUCUGUGACCAUACGUGAUAAAUAUCUCAAAAGGCUCACAGUAAGACUUCAUUUUAGCAAUAAAAUCACUUGCGUUUCCUUAAAUGCAAGAUGGAUACGUUUAAUGCCAUACAUUGUAACAUUCCAGUAGCCUCUCCAUGGAUACCAGCAGGUGGCGGAAGCCCAUCAUAAAAGUUACAUAGUCACUACUAGUGAUGGGGCUUUCGACUCUUUUAAUGUUAUCCGAAUCUUUUGGAUCCGUUCAUUUUAAAGAGUUGUUCAAAUGACUGGCUCUUUUACCAUUUAUUAUAUGACAGAAGCCGAUGUGAACUCAUUUUAACGACAAACUAAUCACAGAGAAAUUACCGAGGCUUAAAUGUGUUUAAAAAGGUUCAAGAUGAGAAGUGGAGUGUGUCUACCCUUUAGAAUUAUGCAUAAUCUAAAUAAAAUACUGCAGAAUAAUUUAAAAAAUAACUGUUAUUAUGAUGUCAAAUAUGUUUUUUGUGCACAAAGCUCUCUGAUGUCACCUGCUCUGCCUCUGCUGAUUCUUGCGUCAGUUCAGUUGUUCAUCAGUAUAAAAAUAUAUACUUUUAAAAAAUGAUAUCUGGAUCCAACUAUUCACGUUAAGGAACUGUUAAAACAAAACACUACUUGUUCACAAACGUCACAUCACUAGUCACUAGAUAUUCUAUAGCGUGCCUUAACAAUUUUUUAUUUUUACAUACCUGUAUGCCUGCAAGAUAGCCUACUCGUGUGGAAUUCGGUGCAAUAAAAUGCCUAAAAAGAAGACUGGUGCACGUAAGAAGGCUGAGAAUCGUAAGGAGAGGGAAAAGCAGAUUCGAGCAAAUAAAAAACAUGUUGAUGUGGCUAAGCAUCCCUGCAAUGUCAAUAUGGAAUGUGACAAAUGUCAGAGGACACAGAAGAACAGGGCAUUCUGCUAUUUCUGCUCUGCUGUUCAGAAGCUCCCAGUGUGUGCUCAGUGCGGUAAAAUGAAGUGCAUGAAGCCAUCAGAUUGUGUCAUCAAACAUCCAGGCAUCUACACAACUGGAAUGGCAAUGGUGGGGGCAGUGUGUGACUUCUGCGAGGCCUGGGUUUGCCACAGCCGGAAAUGCCUGAGCACUCACGCCUGUGCGUGUCCUCUUGUUGAUGCCGAUUGUAUUGAGUGUGACCGGGGCGUCUGGGAUCAUGGAGGGAGGAUAUUCCGCUGCUCCUUCUGUCAAAACUUCUUGUGUGAGGAUGAUCAGUUUGAGCACCAGGCUAGUUGCCAGGUUCUUCAGGCAGAAACAUUCAAAUGCGUUUCAUGCAACAGACUGGGCCAGCACUCAUGUCUGCGCUGUAAGGCCUGCUACUGCGAUGACCAUGCUAAGAGCAAAGUGUUUAAACAGGAGAAAGGCAAAGCACCUCCCUGCCCCAAGUGUGGUCAUGAGACCCAGGAGACCAAAGAUCUGAGCAUGUCCACACGCUCCCUGAAGUUUGGCCGGCAGAGUUGCGUUGAUGAGGACAACGAUUACUAUAGUGGCGGUGCAUCCGGUUAUGACUCGUACUGGAAGAAUCUGGCAUCUGGUGGUGGAGGUGACGAGGAAGACUACGGAGAUGAUGAUGACGAUGACGAUGAUUAUGAGGAAGAUGAGGAAGAGGAAGAUGAGGAUGAGGAGGAAGACUCACAAGAAGAAACCACAACUGAGUCAAUGUCGACUCUGAAACUAGCGACAACUUCUUAGAUCAAAUCACAUUUUGCACAUUAUGGAGACCAAAUAUGAAAAUAGGGUUUUGCAACAUCCUUCUUGGAAUAUAUACACAACAUUAAAAAAAACAACAACAAUAAAAAUCUAUAUGAUGGCUC